CCGAGCCGUUGCGUCCUCCAGCCCGAGGCGAGCCGGGGCGCGUGCUCUCGUGCUCUCCCAGCCCGGCCACGGGCUACAGCGGCGCAGAGUCGGCGGCGGCGGCGUCAGGAGGCUGCGGGCGCGCUCCUCCCCCUUCUGCCUUCCCUCCUGCUCCUCCUCCUGCUGCUCCUCGUCGUCGCCAGCUCGGCCCGAGCUGCGAGCGGCAAGAUGGCGGCGCCCAGGCCGCCGCCCGGCAGGCUGUCCGGCGUCAUGGUGCCCGCGCCCAUCCAGGACCUGGAGGCUCUCCGUGCGCUGACGGCGCUCUUCAAAGAGCAGCGGAAUCGAGAAACAGCACCCAGGACUAUUUUCCAAAGAGUCCUGGAUAUCUUAAAGAAAUCUUCUCAUGCCGUUGAGCUGGCCUGCAGAGACCCAUCCCAAGUGGAACAUCUGGCUUCCAGUCUGCAGUUGAUAACGGAGUGCUUCCGGUGUCUCCGGAAUGCUUGUAUUGAGUGUUCUGUGAACCAAAAUUCAAUCAGGAACUUGGAUACAAUUGGUGUUGCUGUCGAUUUGAUUCUUCUUUUUCGUGAACUUCGAGGGGAACAGGAAUCCCUGUUGACAGCUUUUCGCUGUGGUCUGCAGUUUUUAGGCAAUAUUGCCUCACGGAAUGAAGAUUCCCAGUCUAUUGUUUGGAUGCAUGCUUUCCCAGAACUCUUUUUGUCUUGCUUAAAUCAUCCAGACAAAAAAAUUGUUGCCUACUCAUCAAUGAUUUUGUUCACAUCCCUUAAUUCUGAAAGAAUGAAGGAGCUGGAAGAAAACCUCAAUAUUGCGAUUGAUGUCAUAGAAGCUCACCAGAAGCAGCCUGAAUCGGAAUGGCCGUUCUUGAUUAUUACAGACCAUUUUCUGAAAAGCCCGGAAUUGGUUAAAGUCAUGUAUGCCAAAAUGAGCAAUCAAGAAAGGGUUACGUUGUUAGACCUUAUGAUAGCCAAAAUAAUGGGUGAUGAGCCACUGAGCAAGGAUGAGAUCCCUGUGUUUUUGAGCCAUGCCGAGCUGAUUGCGAGCACUUUUGUGGAUCAGUGCAAGACUGUGCUGAAAUUGACCUCUGAGCAGCAUGCUGAGGAUGAGGAGGCGCUGACUACAAUUAGGCUUCUUGAUGUCCUUUGUGAAAUGACUGCUAAUACUGACCUGCUCGGCUAUCUACAGGUUUUUCCUGGCUUGCUGGAAAGAGUGAUUGAACUUUUACGAGUGAUUCAUGUAGCUGGCAGUGACACCAUAAACAUCUUCAGCACCUGUGCUUGCAUGAAAGCAGAAGGUGACAUCUCAAAUAUGGCUGAGGGCUUCAAGUCUCAUCUCAUUCGUCUGAUUGGAAAUCUGUGUUACAAGAAUAAAGAUAACCAAGACAAGCAAAUUGACAUCUAAGGACAAGGCAAGGGAUGCAAGAAUGAAUGAAAGCUGCUUCAUGCAGUUGAAGACCCCAGUGUCUAAUGAAAGAAUCAGACCAUCAAACAAGUAGCUGUUGUCUGUACUGUGGACUUAAUACAACCAGACUCAGUAAUCUGAUUGUCACUACCCUGGGAAGGAGCCAGUCACAGGCCUCGAGAAGCCAAGGAAUAUUAUGUCAAUUCAGCUCUCUCCACAGCAUAAAGAGAGAAGAAUCUUCUGCACCUCUCAGCAUUCUUGUUUGCUUUUGUUGUUACUCUGCCAAUGUAUUGGGCCAGAGGUGUGUCCUUUCUUUGGAGAGAAGCUUAAGUUUGCCAGGACCUUUCUGCUCCCACCUCUGUAAGGCCACUCUUGCCUAUACCAACCAUACUCCUUUUUUUCUCCUGGACUCCUGGUAGGGAGUAGAGAUUUUGCCCCCAGAAGACUCUUAAGUGGGUCAGACCAAUACAUGAAUCAAAUUAACUCCAAAAUCACUUUGACCUCAAGGCAGAAAAUUCAUUCCGUAUUAAGGGACUCCAGUGAAAGCCUAAAUUCACUGUAAUAAUAAAAUGCCCACAGGAGAUACUCUAUAUUUGAAUAUUAAUUCUAUCUCAUUAUCAAAUUCCCAGGGAGAUAAUAAAAUCCAAAGAUUACAUUUCAUUUUAAAUUAAAGUCCAAAGACAUUAAAGUCAAAUUCUCUGCCCAUGUGAGUUAAAAUUCAAAGAAAUUAAAGUGCAAAAUGUAUCCUCUGAAUUUCUUAUUCUGCUUAAUCCCAGCUGGAGGGGCUCUUAACUCCUGCAUGGGGUCAGGAUUCUUUUAACAGCUGCAGCCUGGGUUGGUGUCUUGGGGUUUCAUGAACCCCAAUACUAAAUCUCUGAUAUGCCUCACUUCUAAAAAAAAAAGCGUUAACAGGGUACAGGCUUAUCAUGCACUGGCUCCCCACACACACCAAAGUCAGGAAACAAGCCAAUUCCCAGUCUUCUGAUCGUUACCCGGAGCAAAAGUGUGUCCGUAGAAACCAGCACUUAGUGCUUGUUGUCAAGUAGCAGGAGCUCUGUGAUAGCUAUGGGAAAGCGGUGGAUGUAGAACAUCUUAGUUUCUGUUUCACCAGCAUUUCGGUUAGUCUGUGACAGUUAGUGGCCUAUGACAUUUGGGAGCAGUCUCCUCACUAAUUUCCUGGGUCCUGCUCUCCUUUGUGUGAGUAAUUCCAGGGAGCCAGAAGCAUGCUUCUCCCAGCACCCUCUCCUGGGUUUUGUAGGGCUCCAGUCACAGUUUCUGUUCUGGUAGCAACUAAAAUACCGAUCCCUCUUCUAAAAGUCAGCUUAGGAGCAGUUAGGACUAGCUACAUUUUCAGUUCCCUUUAGAUCUUUCUAUCCUGACUGUCUAGAUGAUUAUUUCCCACUUUAUAUCGGGGUAAUCUGUCCUUUAUGAUUUUAACUGUUGCUCUCCCCACCCCCAAGUAAACAAAAUUACUUUUCCUUAAUCUAAAUCUGCUGUUGCUUUCUUUUGUUUUCCCUUCAUCUACUGCUUCUGUUCUGGUAGUAAGACUGAACCACUUUUUUUUUUUUUUCUUUUUUCUGGUUGUACCGGGUCUUAGUUGAGGCAGGCGGGUUCCCUAGUUGCGGCUCGCGGGCUCCUUAGUUGCGGCUCCAGGCUCCUUAGUUGCGGCAUGCAUGUGGGAUCUAGUUCCCCGAGCAGGGGUGGAGCCCGGGCCCCUGCAUUGGGAGCGAGGAGCCUUAGCCAUUGCACCACCAGGCAGUCCUGAGACUGAACCACUUUUUCACACCAUUCUAACCCCUCUUUGUUUUCUAGAGACAGUGCUCCAAAGACCUUUCACAACUGCAGUAUGCCAUUCAGUUUAUAUUUCUACAUCAGAGUAAGAAGACAGUAUCCUUGUGUUUUUUCUGGUCUUGGGAAUCUCUCUAAAUUUUCUCUUAGGUAUGAUAUUUGCUGUAGGUUUCUGACACAAGCCAUUUACAAGUUAAAAUAGUUUUCUAGUUUUCUGAGAAUUAAAAAAAUAAUAGGUGCUAAGCAUUAUCUGAUGCUUUUUCUGUGAUAUUGAGAUAAUUCUUAGUACAUUAAUGAGGAUAAUUGCCUUGUAGAUUUUCUGAUCAGCAUUAAGAUGAUGAUGAAUUUUUAAGGUAUGUUUAAUUAAUCUAAUAUUAUUUCCAGGAAUUUUGGGUGGGGUUGUCUUGGGAAAUGGUGUAUGUUCAUAAAUAGGCCUGUUGUUUUUCUUAUACUGGUCUGUCUUAAUCCUGCUUUUAGAAUCAAGCCAUAACAGCCUCAUAAAAUGAAUUGGGAAGCUUUCCCUCGUUUUUUUUUUAUUGUUUUUGAAUAACUUACAUACAUAAUAGAUUACCUGUUCCUUAAAAAUUUGAUGGUACUUACUUGAACAGCUCUUUGGGUCUUUGACUAUUUUUGUCAGUGAGUCUUUGGUAUUUUCAUAUCUUUAAAUUAUUUGAAUUUAAAUAUUUAAAGUAUUGACUUUUUCAAGCUUUCUAUUUAUUGUGUCAGUUUUUCUCAGAAAAACUAGAUUUUCUAUUUUUUUCCAUAAAAUUCAUAAUAUUUUAUUAUUUUAUCUAUGUUUUCUAUAUCUAUUUCUCUCUUUUCAUUCUAUUCUUUUUAAAUAGAUAUCUCUCUUUUUUCCUUCAUCAGUCUUUCUGGAAUUUUUCCAUUCUAUUAAUGUUUACAGUGAGCCAGGUUUUGGUUUGGGUUCAUCUUUUCUGUGUGUUCUUCCUCUCUAAUUCACUGACUUUUGCCUGUCAGUCAAGAGGAACAAAGAUAAGAGUGAUAGCAGGCUUCUCUCCAGAAAUAAUGCAAAACAGGAAUCAAAAGAAUGACAUCUUUAAAAUACUAAAAGAAAACUAGAAUUAUAUAUCCAGACAAAAUAUCCUUCAAAAAUGAGGGCAAAAUAAAGACAUUUCCAGACAAACAAAAGUUGAGAGAAUUUGCUCUCAGCAGAACUGUGCUAUAAGAAAUGUUGAAGGGUGUUGUACCAGGUGAAGGAAAAUGGUACCAGCUGGAAACCUGAUUCUAUACAAAGAAAUCAAAAAUACUGGAAAAACUAAAUAUGUGAGUAAGAAUAAAAUGCCUUUAUCUUCAAUUUUUAAUUUGUAAAAAAUAUCAUCAGCUCUUUGAAACAAUCAUAAUAGCAAUGUAUUUGGAGGUUUAUAAUGUAUAUAGAAGUAAAACGUGUGAGAGCAGUUGCCCAAAUGUCAAGUGGUGUAUACAGUUGUAAGGUUCUUACAUUUAUGUGAAAUAGUAUAAUAUUAUUUGUAGAUAGACUAAAAAAGUUAAAGAUCCAUAUUCUAAACCCUAGAACAACCACUUUAAAAAAAAAAAAGGAAAGAGAGUUAGUUAAUAAGCCAAUAGUGGAGGGAAAAAGAUGGAAUAUUUAAAAAUACUCAGCCUAAAGGAAGUCAGGGUAAGAGGAAAAAGUACAUUUAGGAUAAAAAGAAAACAAAUGUCAGAAUGAUAUAGUUAAACACAACUAUAUUGAUAAGUACAUUAAAACUAAAUGGCUUAUAUAUUCCAAUUAAAAGACAGAGACUGUUAGACUGGAUUUUAAAAAAGCAAAACUCAGUUAUAUGAUAACUACAAGAAAUACACUUUGAAUAUAAAGAUGAAGAUAGGUUAAAAUGAAAGAAUGAAAAUGAUAUACCAUGCAAACACAUAAAAAAGGUGCAGUGGCUAUAUUAAUUUCAGACAAAAUAGACUUGAGAUAUACAGAGGGAUAUUUCAUAAUGAUUGAAGGAUCAGCUCAUCAAGAAGACAUAAAAACAUGAACAUACAUUGCAAAUAGUAGAACUUCAAGUACAUUAAGCAAAAACUGGCAGAACUGAAAGGAGAAAUAGAUCUAUAAUCAUAAUUGAAGAUUUCAGCACUCUUAGUAAAUUCUAGAACAAGGAGAAACUCAGGAGUAAUACAGAAACUUGAACACUGAUCAAUGAGCUUGACCAAUUAAAGUUUAUAGAGCCCUGCACCCAACAGCUGAAUACAUAUUCUUUACAGUACACAUGGAACAUUCACCAAGGCAGACCAUACACUGGACCAUAAAACAAAUCUCAGUAAAAUCAUGGUAAUGUUUUCUUAGGUCAGUCUCCCAAGACAAAAGAAAUAAAAGCAAAAAUAAACAAGUGAGACCUAAUCAAACAUAUAAACAUAUAAUCAAAUGUAUAAACGUUUCCUUUUGCAUAGCAAAGGAAACCAUAAACAAAAAGAAAAGACAA
Molecule: messenger RNA, 5624 nt
Organism: Orcinus orca (killer whale)
Lineage: Eukaryota; Metazoa; Chordata; Mammalia; Artiodactyla; Delphinidae
Gene: ATXN10
Product: ataxin 10
Exons: 10
Coding region: 208-1395 (395 amino acids)
Biological process (GO): neuron projection development
Cellular component (GO): cytosol
Source: RefSeq, a predicted model, not a curated record